CCACUGACUUUCAAAGCUUCAUAUUAUGACUUUGGUCGGUCCCACCGAGUGGACUCGGUAACUCAGUCAACAACAACGAAAUCUUUCCAGACGAAAGUGGGAAAAAGGAAGAGUGCGAACUGAGAACAUGCUUUGACCCUAAAAAUGGCGACAUCGGUGAUUCAGAGGUUGUACAAGCAGGGCACGAAGAUCGUCGGCGUUGGCCUCAAUUACGCUUCUCACGCCAAAGAACUUGGCAACGCCCUCCCAAAGGACCCGAUUGUGUUCUUGAAGCCAACCUCGUCGUACCUGGAAAACGGUGGAACAAUUGAGAUCCCACAUCCUCUGGACUCACUUCACCAUGAGGUGGAACUCGCUGUAGUAAUUGGACACAAGGCAAGAGAUGUCCCAGAACGGUUAGCCAUGGAUUACAUCGGAGGAUAUGCGCUUGCUCUUGAUAUGACUGCUAGGGAAUACCAAGCUUCUGCCAUGGCAUCUGGUCUCCCAUGUACGCUUGCUAAAGCACAGGAUAGUUUCACUCCCAUCAGCUCCGUUUUACCAAAGGCAAUGGUGCUGGAUCCCAAUAACCUGGAGCUUUGGCUAAAGGUUGAUGAUGAGACAAGACAAAGAGGUUGGACAAAGGAUAUGAUUUACAAGGUCCCAUACCUCAUCAGCUACAUUAGUUCUGUAAUGACCCUUUUCAAAGGAGACGUCAUCUUGACAGGUACACCAGAAGGUAUAGGACCUGUAAAGAUUGGUCAGAAGAUAACAGCUGGAAUCACCGGUCUUUCUGAAGUUCAUUUCGAUGUUGGUAGGCGUGUAAAGCCAUUGUUGAGCUAGUGUUUUUGUGAACCUUUUGGUAGUUUUGUAUGAUCUUUUCAGUUAUAUAUAUAAGCAUUCAACUUUAUUAUUGAAACCAAUUAAAGCU
Messenger RNA from Thlaspi arvense, 907 nucleotides. The record is from the annotation of a GenBank genome assembly. NCBI's taxonomy places the organism in Eukaryota, Viridiplantae, Streptophyta, Magnoliopsida, Brassicales, Brassicaceae.